UGGGUUUUAGAGAAAGACUGAUAAGCAUGUGAUACAAGAGACUACCCAGACCUGUGCAGUUGAGAGUGACGAGGACAAGAAGAAAAUAUGAUCGUACUUAUAGAGGACGGGGUGUCACAAGCUGGUGGAGCUGAAGUGAUCUGGAGUGGUCCUGAGUUUUGACUUUAAGCUUCCUGUUCUUCAUCCACAUCUGCUUGCUGAUGUCCCAAGAGGCAGGUCACACUUAACCCCCAAGGGACAGAGGGAGGGUGAAAGUACAAAAGGACCGAGAUAAUGGUCCAAGGAGGAGGAUUUCAUUCCUCAUGUGGCUCCAGUUUCCCAAUUUAUUUUUGUAGAGUACGAGGAAAAGAAGCAUGAUGGUGAAGACUUCGCAGAGGAAGCAUCGUGACUGGGGAAAACAGUUCCAACCAAAGCCAGGUUUAAACAUCUCCAUCCCUUUGAGGAUGUCCAGUUACAUAUUCAAGAGACCAGUUACUAGAAUCACAUCCCAUCCCGGCAAUGAGGUCAGAUGCUGCCACGAGGAGGAAACCCUGGACACCCCCCAGCAGCUGUGCUGGCAGAAGAGACUGCAAGGACUCCAGGCGUGCAGCAGCACAGGAGAACCACUGAGUCCUCUGGAUCUUGCCAAAGCCUUGCAAAAACUUGUACCAAGAUGUGCUGGUGAAUCCCUGCCAGGGGUGCACACAGGCGGUCCCAACCCCAGCCCUGGGCCCACCCCUGCCCGGUCUUCAGAUUUGUCAGAGAUGACUCCAGGAGCUGGUCCGGGCAUCCUGCAGCUCCUCUGCAAACAGUGUCUGGUCACUGAGGAGGAGAUCAGUGAUCAGGAAAGGAAAGUGAAGACAGCAAGAGAGAGACUGGCAAUAGCACUGACUGCAGACAGACUGGCGAGUGAGGCAGAGAGAACGAGGGGCCAAGAAGGACGUCCCGACAAACACCACGACAAGGAGAGACGAUGGUGCCAAUGAAAUUCCGCACGGCGCUUUAUUGCUGUGUCUGCAGCGUUCUU
Molecule: messenger RNA, 1006 nt
Organism: Vicugna pacos (alpaca)
Lineage: Eukaryota; Metazoa; Chordata; Mammalia; Artiodactyla; Camelidae
Product: methyl-CpG-binding domain protein 3-like 1
Source: RefSeq, a predicted model, not a curated record